AUGUCCGAACAUGGCGACGUUGAACGAAAGAAGGUAUAUCUCAGGGAAACCAGCGAAUUCACCCAAAGCUCGGGCAGCCCGGCCAAAUUGUCGAUGUUUUCCUGGAACAGCGAUAGGACAAAGAAGAAUCGCAUUGAAAGGGAGGACCAUCGGUACCUUACGCUGAGUCAUUGCUGGGGAAAGCCCAAGAGUGUUCAAGGACAGCUUAGGUUGGAUCACACUACUGAGGAUCGUUUCAAACUAGAUGGUAUCGAGCUGCGAGAGCUGCCGAAAACUUUCCGAGACGCUAUCCUCUUCGCUUGUCGCCUGGAUAAAGUUGGAUUUAUCUGGAUCGAUUCGAUGUGCAUUAUACAGCCGACUGAGAACUACAGUAGCCGAUCAAAGGGCUCUGUUAGUGAUUGGUUGGAGCAGAGUCGACAAAUGGACCAGGUCUAUCAAAGAUCUUUUCUCAAUUUAUCCGCUACUGCUGCCACCGAUGGAGAUCGGGGCUUGUUCUUCAGCCGACGACCCGAGUAUCUCUGGGAAGACGAGAUUAACGUCAACUAUACUGGAACGAAUCUCUUCGGAUCGAAGAGAACUGAAAGUCUGGACGAAGACCAGCUGAUAAGGUGCACUAUCAUCGAUUUGUCCUUCUGGGAUGAACUCGUCGAAGAAGCACCCGUUAACCGCAGAGGCUGGGUCCUCCAAGAGCGUCUCAUGGCACCGCGAGUGUUGCACUUUUGCCACGAUCAGAUUGCCUGGGAGUGUGCAGAGUUUGAAGACGCAGAGGGUCAUCCGGAGAUGAAUCUAACACAGAGGGCUAAGCUAGGAGUCAUAGUGGAUGAGGGUCGCUUCAAAAAUCUAACCGAGAAGGCCGGGGAGGCACUACGAGACAAUCGCCUGAAGGGCCUCCCAGACCCUGAUGAGGGCAUGGUAGAUCUGCACAUAUACGAGCUGUGGAAGCAUAUUGUAGAGGUAUAUUCCAAAACGCAACUCACAGUUUCGCGCGACAAACUCAUAGCGCUUUCCGGCAUUGCAAAGCGCUUCUGUACAGACAAGAAACUAUUCACAAAACGAAACACGUAUAUUGCCGGCCUUUGGAGAAACAACUUGGAAAGCCAGCUCCUUUGGCAGACUAUGGGGCUGCAACAGUUGAUAGAAGACAUACCCGGGCUCAAGAUCAUAAGGAAGAGUCAAAGCCAGAAGAAGAGUUGA
Molecule: messenger RNA, 1194 nt
Organism: Alternaria conjuncta
Lineage: Eukaryota; Fungi; Ascomycota; Dothideomycetes; Pleosporales; Pleosporaceae
Exons: 2
Coding region: 1-1194 (397 amino acids)
Source: RefSeq, a predicted model, not a curated record